UAAAAAGAAAAAAGAAAUCUAGUUGAAAUGAAAUUUGUGUAGGUAGUUGAAGCAUUGGUUCUGUGUUGUUGGUUAGGAUAUAAUUGAGUAACAAUGUUAAUAAUUUUGUUGCUGUUGAUAUUUGUUUUGACGAUCAAGACAGAAAAAUUGUUCUCGUAUAAAACAGUCUCCAUAGCAUUUCUGAGUUUUCCUGUGCUGAGUUUUAUUGACGGGUUCAUCUCUAAAUUCAUCGAAACAGAGGGCUCUUUUGAGGUUAAAACUACUGACUUGAUAGCCUUAUUUUUGGUAUGUACUUGCAUCUGCGGACUGAUUGGCAUUGAAAAAAAAAAAGAAUUUCUUCUUAGCCCAGUAUUGUUGGUAAUACUGAUAUUAAUUGUUGGUGCGUUGACUACUUGCAUUCAUCAUAUCGUGGAAGACUUUGAUUUUAAGAAUGCCCAGUUCAAGAGCCGUGACGUCAGCGUUCAAUUCCAGUAUGCUGUGAUUGUUGAAUUCUUGUUAAUUUACGCUGGACAUGUCAUUUUAGUUCAUUACUGGGACCUGCUUGAUGAAUAUCAGCCACCCAAAUCGACCCAAACGUCUAAAUCGAAUCCAUCGUCUGAAGCACUGAUAAUUAAUGUUUCAGAAACAAUCAGCGUUUAAGCACCAGUCUUUGCUUAAGUUACUGCUUUAAAUGUUUAUGAUUAUAAAAAAAAAAAUAGUGAUAAAAAUUAAUUAAUUAAGUACCUACUAUUAAGGAUAAUGUAGAUACCUAUAAUGGUAUGCAAGUAAUUUUCCAUUAUUUUUUACUCAAUAAGUAAAAUUUUCUCAGCUUUGAAA
Molecule: messenger RNA, 816 nt
Organism: Planococcus citri (citrus mealybug)
Lineage: Eukaryota; Metazoa; Arthropoda; Insecta; Hemiptera; Pseudococcidae
Exons: 5
Coding region: 94-639 (181 amino acids)
Source: RefSeq, a predicted model, not a curated record